Messenger RNA from Linum tenue, 1786 nucleotides. The record is from the annotation of a GenBank genome assembly. Lineage: Eukaryota; Viridiplantae; Streptophyta; Magnoliopsida; Malpighiales; Linaceae.
AAAAUUUCCGUGACUGAAUAAAAGCGAAAGGUAAAAAAAAGGAAAAGAAAUGAAGAGCAUCUUCUUCUCGGCAUCACAGCUCCUCUCAAGAUCAGCGGUUCUCUUCGUCACAGCUCGCUCCCCUGCUUCCCCGUCGCGACACGUUCACUCCGGCUCUCCCUCUCCUGCAACUCCGCCUCUCUUUUCCCCGCCCAAAGCUUUGCGACCAUGGGCGGCGUCGGCUGCCGACGAAUUCGUCAAGGGGAACAUCCAUCCAACGGCGUCGCUGUCAUCACUCUCGACCGUCCCAAAGCUCUCAACGCCAUGAACCUAGAUAUGGACAUUAGAUACAAGAGUUUCCUUGAUGAAUGGGAGGCGGAUCCGAACGUGAAGUGCGUGCUAGUGGAAGGCAGCACUCCUCGCGCUUUCUGUGCAGGAAUGGAUAUUAAAGGGGUUGUUGCUGAAAUUCGCCAGGACAAAAAUACGCCUCUUGUGCAGAAGUACAAAGAUAGUAGUUUAUUUGCAGGUGGUGAUGUGAAGACUAUUACAACAAAAAAACAACUCUCCGACGUGAUUGAGGUGUUCACUGCAGAAUACUCUCUGAUAUGCAAAAUCGCUGCAUAUAAGAAACCAUAUAUAGCUCUUAUGGAUGGGAUAACAAUGGGGUUUGGACUAGGUCUAUCUGGCCAUGGUCGCUACCGAAUUAUAACAGAGAAGACGCUUCUAGCUAUGCCGGAAAAUGGAAUUGGCCUGUUUCCUGAUGUAGGGUUUUCAUACAUAGCAGCACAAAGCCCAGGAGAAGGAUCAAUCACUAGAUUUGACCGGUAUCUGAUUAUUCCAGGAGCUUAUCUUGGAUUGACUGGGAAGAGGAUUUCUACUCCCUCCGAUGCACUAUUUGUAGGCCUCGGGACACACUAUGUCCCAUCUGGAAACUUAGGAUCAUUGAAGGAGGAGCUUUUGGCUGCUAACUUUUCCCAAGAUCCACAUCAUGAUGUCAAAGGACUUAUAGGGAAGUACAAGCAUGACCCUGAGACAGAGGCCCCGUUAAAGUUACUCUUGCCUCGAAUCAUCUCUACAUUUGGUGGACAUAAGUCGUUAAAGGAGAUUAUUGAGGAGCUGAAACAGCAUAAACAGAGUGCCGAUACUAAAGUGGCAGAGUGGGCCACCGAAGCUCUUCAGGGUCUUGAAAAGGGUGCUCCAUUUUCUCUUUGCCUGACACAAAGCUACUUCUCCAAAGUUGCAUCCGCCUAUGGAAGAACCUCCAAUGAAUUAUCAACACUAACUGGAGUAAUGAGAACCGAGUAUCGCAUUGCCUUGAGGUCUUCUCUGCGCAAUGAUUUCGCUGAAGGUGUCAGAGCAGUAUUGGUGGACAAAGAUCAGAACCCCAAAUGGGAGCCACCAAGCCUGGAAGAAGUUGAUCAUAAUGAAGUGGAAUCUCUGUUUAAGCCAUUGGGUUCAGAAACUCCAGAGCUGGAAGUGUAAGUCCUGCCAACAAAGCAUAGUGAUGUUCGCUCCCGACUCUUCGGGCAUCAGUGUCAGGUGUACUUGCGUUCUGAAGGACAGUACAAUGUGACAUCCAUCUGUUGUAAUAAAUCCUCCACGCUUUAUCCACCUUCUAGCAUUGUGCUUAUGAUAUGCCCAUGUUUCGUCUAACAUCGAACGAGUGUGAACUCGUCCCAUUACUUCUUUUGGUGAUUUUCUAUGUUUUCCUCGCGUCGAAAUCCAGCUUUCAAUCCCUUUAAAGAGAGCUGGUAAAUCCGCACAAGCAGGGCUUCGUAUAUAAGUUGGCACUAUGGUUAAACACAAG